AUGUCCAGCCCGAAGGAGCUGAACAACUGGGUGCCGUCUGGAUUCGGGCUGAACAACAUGAGCCGCUGGUUCGACACGAUGGCUAUCUUCCAAGAAAACUACCGGGCUUCUCACGAGAUGCAACUCGCCGAAGUGCAGAUUGAUGUGGCUUUUGCAGUUGAUCAGACCGCGCUGGCAAAUUCAGCAGCUUUCGAGGCGAUCAAAUCCUACAUUGCCGGUUUUGUCAGCAAGUUCCACAUCUCCAGAACAGGUACUCGAUUCGCUCUUCAGUCCUUCAGCGCUCGGCAGGUCGUCGAGGGAGGAUUCCACUUCAUGGACAACAAUGACACUGACACUGUCGUGAAUAUGAUCAAGAACUUGAGAUAUAUCUCGUCGUCUGCCUCUGCCAGCUCGGAUCUCGUUACUACCCUCAGCCAAAUCAACGACUUCUUCCUGCAGCCCGAGAAGGGAUGGCGAAACGGGCCAACCUAUGUUGUUAUCUUCACUGGCGCUCAAUAUUACUACAACACCACGGCUUCCAUCGCCGACGCCCUGAAAAUUGGCCGAAAGGCCAGAGUCGCGGCCGUCGGCCUCACUGGCCAGCGAAAAGACUUUGUGCAGCAAUUCCUGACCGGAAAAUCUCAGAAUCUGUACCCGGUCGUUGCGGAUCCGCUUUCCUUGGUUGACGGCAGCUUGCCGGACAGGGUUAUCUCGCACGAUAUGACCAAAUGGUACGAAGACCUGGUCUACCCCGUCCUCCCUCAUAUCGAUGACGUCCAAGCCGAUUUCAUUUUCUUGAUCGAUUAUUACAACACUCUCGGCACAGCCGGAUUUGCCCAGGUCCAAAACUACCUGGUCGACCUCAUUCAGAACCAAGUCACGACCCUCGGCACCACGAGUCGAUUGGCCGUCGUUGCUUACGGCUAUACUGAGGUGAUGGCUAGCUAUUCCUGGGAUCUCAACGCCUUCCACACUCAAGCCGAUCUGCUGAACGCCGUGAAGACGAUGUCUUAUUAUUCUCGCUACGUGGACAGUGAUCUCGCGAGAGCUGUCGAAUAUUUCUUCCACAACGAUACCUUCGGCUACGACGCGAACCGGUUGACGUUUGUGGUGGAUAUUGCCGUAUCUCCGACAAUUGGCCGCCAAAUCCCCUUCCCCACCACAGUCCAACUCAACCGCGAGACGUUCACCUACGCCUACACAUAUCCCAACGCCACAGUGUACCCCUAUUUGCAGCAGUUCCUCGGCGAAGAGGCAUAUGAGCACCUCAACGUCGGCUACCAGUUCGGCGCCGUCGACGGCCUGUUCAAGCGAUAUGUCGUCGAAGCCUGGCAAGCCUGGCAAGCCAACUAUGGA
Mesorhabditis spiculigera is the source of this 1335-nucleotide messenger RNA. The record is from the annotation of a GenBank genome assembly. Lineage: Eukaryota; Metazoa; Nematoda; Chromadorea; Rhabditida; Rhabditidae.